AUGAAGACGUCCACGGCUCCAGGACCAGAUCAUCUUUCCGUCGAACUUCUGCGAGCCGAAGGACAUCGUCUACACGAGCUGCAUGGACCACAUCCAGACGGUUUCCAGAGUAAUAGAAGUCUGCCGGAAGUACCGACUGCCUCUCGUCCUAACCUUCGUCGAUUACGAGAGCGUCGAAACCAACGCCAUCCUGUCAGCGCUAGUCGAUCAAGGAGUGGACCCAGCCUACGUGAGGACAUUAACCAACUGCUACAAGGACUGUACAACAACGAUGCAGCUAUUACAUCGCCCCCUGACCAUUCCAAUCGAAAAGGGGUUCGACAAGGUGAUACUACUUUGACGAAGCUGUUCACCGCGGCCUUACAAUGGGUGAUGAACUGGACUGGGACGAGAGAGGCAUACGAGUUGAUGGGAGAUUCCUGUCCAACUUUCGUUUUGCGGAUGACAUCGUUCUCUUCUCGAACAGUAUCACUGAAGCAGAAACGAUGCUGA
Molecule: messenger RNA, 492 nt
Organism: Cylicocyclus nassatus
Lineage: Eukaryota; Metazoa; Nematoda; Chromadorea; Rhabditida; Strongylidae
Source: the annotation of a GenBank genome assembly